AUGAAUAGAAAUAUUGAUAUAAAUAAUAAUAAUAAUGGAGGAAUUGAUUAUAGUAUAACAAAUGAAGAAUUAUCAGGAUAUGUUCAAGAAGAGGAUUAUGAAGCAAUUAAACAAAGAUAUGGAGGUGUAUCAGGGUUAUCAAAGAGAUUAGGAUCAAAUGAAGAGAAUGGUUUAUCACAGCAAGAAGCCACAAAUGAAGAGAGGAUUCAUAGAUUUGGUAUAAAUAAAAUGAAUGAAAUUGCACAAAAAUCAUUGUUUUUUUUCAUUUGGCAAGCAAUACAUGAUAAAACAUUAAUCAUUUUAAUAGUUUCAGCAGUGGUUUCAAUAAUAUUGGGUUUGACAGUUGAAGAUAGAAAAACAGGUUGGAUCGAUGGUACUGCAAUCUUGGUUGCAGUUAUAAUUGUGGUUUUGGUAACAGCAGGAAAUGAUUAUAAUAAAGAGAAGAAAUUUAGAAAACUUAAUACAAUUAGAAAUGAAAGAAAUGUUUCAGUGGUUAGAGGUGGUCAUUUGGCAAGUAUCUCUGUUUAUGAUGUCGUAGUUGGUGAUGUUGUUAAAUUAGAAACUGGUGAUACAAUUCCCGCUGAUGGUCUUUACAUUGCCGGUCAAAGUAUUGCAGUCGAUGAAAGUUCAAUGACUGGUGAAUCAGAUCAAAAAAGAAAAUCAAAUGAUCGUCCUUUCUUUUUAUCAGGUUGUCAAGUUUUGGAAGGCAGUGCAAGUAUGUUGGUAAUUGCCGUUGGUCCAAACUCUCAAUGGGGUAAAUUAAAACUAUUGUUACAAUCACCAGAUUCCGAUACUCCAUUAACUCAAAAAUUGGAGAAAUUAGCUGAAACUAUUGGUAAAUUUGGUUUAAUUGCUGCCAUUUUAACCUUUGGUGUUUUAUUAUUAAAAUAUGUAAUUGUAUUUGUAAAGGAUGGUCAUACUUGGCAUUGGAGUGAAUUGGGUACAAUUGUUGGCUUUGUUGUAACAGCAAUUACAAUUAUUGUCGUUGCAGUACCUGAAGGUUUACCAUUGGCAGUAACAAUCUCUUUGGCAUACAGUAUGAUGAAAAUGAUGAAGGAUCAAAAUUUAGUACGUCACUUGGAAGCAUGUGAAACAAUGGGUGGUGCAACAAAUAUUUGUUCCGAUAAAACUGGUACAUUAACUCAAAAUAGAAUGACAGUUGUAAAGAAAAUCAUUGGUAAAUCAAUUAAUUCUGAUGAUUUUGUAGAAAAUGGAAAAUCAAGUAUGUCUGAUCAACAGAGAGAUAUUUAUUCUUCACCAAGUUCAUCAUCUUCUCGUCAUAAUGUUUAUAAUGAUAGUGGUAAAGUUAAUCAACAUGACUGUGAAAUGGAAAUGUUAUCAAAUUCAAGAAUUUUAACAUUGUUAGCAGAGGGUAUAAGUUUGAAUUCAACCGCUUAUAUUGAAAAACAUACAGAUAGAUUAAACGAUCAUAUUGGUAGUAAAACUGAAUGUGCUUUAUUAGAGUGGUUAGAAACUAUGCCAAAUCAAUCCUAUGAAACUGUUAGAAAAGAAAAUAAAGAUAGAGUUGUAAAAGUUUAUCCAUUUUCAUCGGAAAAGAAAAUGUCAGCAGUUUUAAUGAACCAAAAUCAAAAUAUUUCAGGUGGUUUAAUUAUUUAUGUAAAAGGUGCAGCAGAGAUUGUUUUAAAUAAUUGUACAAAUAUAGUCGAUAAGAAUGGUGAAUCUACUCAAAUGAGUAGAGAUGAAAAGAUGUUACUACAAAAGGAUAUUGAAAUAUUUGCAAGUGAAGGUUUACGUACUCUUGUUUUGGCAUAUAAAGAAAUUAAUAAUGAACCAUCAUCAGAGGAUGAGGCAAAGGUAAUUUAUACUGGUUUAACAUUUUUAGGUUUGGUUGGUAUUAAAGAUCCAGUCAGAAAAGAAGUACCACGUGCAGUUAAAAGAUGUCAAGGUGCUGGUAUCUUUGUUAGAAUGUUAACAGGUGAUAAUAUAUUGACAGCAAAGAAUAUAGCAAGAGAAUGUGGUAUUUUGAAAGAUGGUGGUGUAGCUAUUGAAGGUCCACAAUUUAGAUUGCUAACCGAUGAUCAAUUAGAUACAAUCAUCCCACAUUUACAAGUUAUUGCAAGAUGUUCACCAACUGAUAAAUUCAGAUUAGUUCAUCGUUUAAGAGAAUUGGGAGAAGUUGUAGCUGUUACUGGUGAUGGUGUAAAUGAUGCUCCACAAUUGAAGGAAGCUGAUGUUGGUUUUUCAAUGGGUAUUGCUGGUACUGAAGUUGCCAAAGAAGCAUCCGAUAUUGUAUUAUUGGAUGAUAAUUUCAAUUCCAUCGCCAAAGCAGUUAUCUGGGGUAGAAAUGUUUAUGAUUCAAUUCGUAAAUUUAUUCAAUUCCAAUUGACUGUUAAUAUUGUUGCCGUAUUGAUUGCAUUUGUAGGUUCAAUAACAAAUGGUGAGAGUCCAUUACGUCCAGUUCAAUUACUUUGGGUUAAUCUUAUUAUGGAUACUUUAGGUGCUUUGGCUCUAUCAACUGAACCACCCUCUGAAGAACUCUUUAAUCGUCGUCCAUAUGGUAGAUUUGAUUCUUUAAUAACAUAUCGUAUGUGGAGAAAUAUUAUUGGUCAAUCAAUUUAUCAAAUUGCUUUCCUCUUUUCAAUUAUGUAUAGUGCUGCAUCAAUGGUUGAAUUAUUUGAUUUACCAAGAGUUGAUCAAUGGACAACUAAUGAUAAAACUGUUUAUCAUACUAUAAUUUUUAAUACUUUUGUAUUUUGUCAAUUCUUUAAUGAAAUUAAUUGUAGAGUUUUAGAUAAUCAAUUAAAUGUUUUUAGAAAUAUUCAUAAAAGUUAUGUAUUUGUUGGUGUAGUUUCAUUCUGUAUAUUCAUUCAAGUUAUUUUAGUUGAAUUUGGUGGUGAGUUUUUUGGAACUAGACAUUUGGAUUAUAAACAAUGGUUCUUUUGUAUUAUUAUUGGGUUUGGUAGUUUAAUUUGGGGAUUUUGUCUUAGAUUAUUACCACUUAAAGAUAGAACCAAUACAAAUAUUGAAGUUAAACCAUUGGAUGUUAAAAACUUGGGAAUUGAUGUUGAUAUUGAGAGUCAACCAUUAUUGGGUGGAAAAUCAAAUUGGAAAAAGGCUCGUAAUGUAUUCACUCAAAUCAAUGUUAUCUCUGCAUUCCGUAAUCAACCAAGAUUAAAAAGAACAAAAAGUUUAUUUGCAACAAAAUCAUCAGAUUCAAAUGCUAGAUAUAAUAGAAAUUUAAAUGGUUCAGGUUAUGGAAGUGGUUCAAGUUAA
This is a messenger RNA of Dictyostelium discoideum AX4, 3234 nucleotides long. RefSeq names its product P-type ATPase. Gene Ontology annotation, cellular component: membrane. Gene Ontology annotation, molecular function: P-type calcium transporter activity; ATP binding; ATP hydrolysis activity. Bases 1 to 3234 code for a protein of 1077 amino acids. The record is from RefSeq and is a predicted model, not a curated record. The transcript has 2 exons. Gene Ontology annotation, biological process: calcium ion transmembrane transport. Lineage: Eukaryota; Evosea; Eumycetozoa; Dictyosteliales; Dictyosteliaceae.